AUGGUCAUAUUCAACAACAACACCGUCCUUAGAUGGAUGGAAGAAUCAAAAAUCACAUCAGUCUCUUGGUGUCAUGGAAGAAUCUUUUUAGGAAAUAAUCUGGGCCAGAUAUUUUCAUUUAAAUCUCCUUCCAUAAGUACAAUAGUAAAUACUAAUGAAAAAAACAAGAUUACAGUGUCAAAAAGACCAAUAGUUCACAUAAGCUCAUUGGAGCCUAGGGAAGAAUUACUGGCGCAGGAUUCUGAAGGGGAUUUGUUCAUCGUAAAUAUAUUUCUGAAAACGAAACCAGUGAUUUUGUGCAGGAAGGCCUCGUGCUUUACAAGACAAGCCAUAGAAGGGUGCGAAGAAGUAAGAAGUUCCGACAAAAUCUUACCAAUAACGUAUAUGGCGAACAUAUGUGUAGGACUAAAACAGAAGAUACAAAUAUAUUCAGCAAUAGGAGAAAAUGUACUGCACCAGAGAGAUAUAUCUAUAUCAGAUGUACCGCUGACAAUCUGCUGGUUAAAUAACACAAUAGUUAUCGGAUCCUCGACUUGUUACUCUAUGACUAAUCCAGAAGGAACAGUUUAUACCGAGCUUUGUAGAAAUGACAUUUCUACAGAUAGAAGAUUACAAAAGCCAAAUACAACGAAGAACAUAAUCACGUGUACAUGCAUAGAUAAUGAUGUAAUGAUAGUCUGUGAUAACAUAGGAGUGUUUUAUAAUGCAGAAAUUAUGAACUUGUCAAACAAAAACACGAUUCAGUGGACUGGAACUCUGCAAUCAUUAGGCUCAUGCCCUCCCUUCAUAGUUGGCCUGACCUCUAAAAAGAAGUUGGAAAUACACGGAAUUAGAGAUCAAUUGUUGUACAAGACUCUCGACCUCACAACCUCAGCAAUUACCUAUUUCAUGCCAGAUAAGUGUAAUUUUUUGUGCGCAACAUCAACAAUUGUAACAGCAGUUCAACCGUCAAGUUAUUAUGAAAACAUAUCAAAUUUCCUAGAAAAUGAUAAAAUUAAGGAAGCGCUACAACUCGUAAACCUAUAUUUCUCACAAAAUGAUCCUAGGAAAAAAUCUGAAAUAGCAAUAUGCCAUACGAUAGCAGGCUGGAUAUAUUUCUCUAAACUGAACUUCCCGAUAGCAUUUUUACAUUUUUCAUACGGGAAUGUAGAUAUAGUAUAUCUGCUGUCAUUCUGGAAUCAAUAUUACCCACUGCAUGUGCCAGAAACUUACCAGUUUAAUAAGGAAAUGCCACAGUUCCUGCAUCAUUUGAUACCGAAAACGUCAGUUAUAGACAAAUUUAUCGAAAAUAAGAUGAAUGACCCAGAGUUCAGCAAGUACAACCAGAUUGAGAAUACAAAGAAGGAAUUGUUGGAAUUGGCAAAUAGUUCGUUUGCACUGUUUUUAUUUAAGAACUCGAAAGUAAAGGAGUUGGAGAGGGACGGAGAAAUGGUAGAAUUUUACAAGAAGCUUCAAACAGCAAUAGAAACAGUAACAUUUUUGUUGUUUUCAGAAUCUGAUGAUUUGAGAUACAACCAUAUACUGAGAAAAGAUAAAAAUAGUUCAUUUGUGGAUGUUGACGCAACGAAAAAUCAUUUAAUUGACAUGGAUAAAAGUGAUUUGUAUGCUAAAUUGCUUAUAAGAGAUGGACGUCUAAUAGAAGCGAUGGGAGUACUUUCAGACCUUGUGACAUCAAGAAAUGUGCACUCACAACAUAACUUGGAAGAAACUACUAAUACUCCAUGCAUAGAGCUGGCUUCAUGCAUUAACCUGGUUUUAGAUUCAGUGGGAAAGAACAAGAAUUCAGAACUUUCACCUAAUUUCACACCGGAAGAAGUAAAGGAGAUUCUUUACACCUAUUUGCCCCUCCUUUUUGAAAGUUCGCCAUCCUCAGCAUUGAAUGUACUGACAAAGAACCACACAACACUUCCUCUAAAUUCUGACGAAAUUCUAUCGAUGAUAAAUGAGCACUGUAAAAAGAGUACACAUGGGCAUAUGGAUAUGCCUCAACUCCAAAUAAAGUAUUUAGAGGACCUGGUAUUGAAGAAUAAAUCAGGAGGGGUUCAUGAAAAUACAUUGUUGGUGAAGUAUUACAUACAAUCACUUUCCUCAACACAAGGUAAUUUCAACGUUGACAGUAAGAAGGGGUUUGAAAGUCAAAAUGAUAGGAAACAGACACUGUUUCAGCUUCUGGAGGGGAACUAUACAUUUGAUUUACCUAAAAUAGAAAAUAUGAUCUGCAGUCUAGAUAUGCCAGAAGCAAGAGUGAUUUUGUAUUCGAAACUAGGAAAACAUUAUCAGGCACUUGAAACCAUAUAUACCAAAUGGAACACAAACCAAGUUAAAUUGUGUGAAGCAUACUGUCUAUGUUUUGGAGAUAUAACUAAAUUUGACCAGUUGAACAAGGAUAACCCUUACAAGAGGCUGUUUACGUACUAUGAUUAUUGGAUUGAGAAGGCUGAGGAGUGGCCGUUGUCAGAUACAAAUCUCUACAUCAUAAACCAGGAAUCGGAGACUUCAAUCGAUAAUUUAAUAAUGAAUCUUUUGAAAAUUAUAGUUUCUCAUACUGAAACAGAGAAUAAAACAACGAUCACUAAACAUUUGAUAUCGAAAUACAUACACUUCUGCGGCCAUAAUUCAGCACUCAACGGAACAAGCAUACUGGAAGUAAUACCAGGAGAUUGGAAUUUCAAUGAAUUUGCAAACCUAUUUAACCACUUGCAACUGAGAAUGCUACACAGUCAGAGAACAAAGUCAGUAAAGAAGGGAUUAGCAAGAUCGUUACACUCGAAAACAUCAAUGUCGCUCUAUAAGUUGACCUCACUACAGCCAGUGAGGAUAGAUACAAAUACACUAUGUAUGGUAUGCUCAGAACCAAUAAAAAUAGGAACUAGCAUCGCAAUCAAGAUACCACCCCAAAAGGAUGCCUCAGAAUCUAAUAAUUCCAUCAGACAGCCUUUCGUAGUUCACGAGUAUUGCAUAAGGAAGGGCCAUAUGAGCUGA
Theileria parva strain Muguga is the source of this 2982-nucleotide messenger RNA. It is a transcript of the gene TGFBRAP1, whose product is annotated as Vacuolar sorting protein 39 domain 2 family protein. Gene Ontology annotation, biological process: intracellular protein transport; autophagy; vesicle-mediated transport. Lineage: Eukaryota; Apicomplexa; Aconoidasida; Piroplasmida; Theileriidae. Gene Ontology annotation, cellular component: cytoplasm; membrane. The record is from RefSeq and is a predicted model, not a curated record. The transcript has 6 exons. The coding region runs from base 1 to 2982 and encodes 993 amino acids.